Messenger RNA from Colletotrichum scovillei, 1034 nucleotides. RefSeq lists its product as uncharacterized. Lineage: Eukaryota; Fungi; Ascomycota; Sordariomycetes; Glomerellales; Glomerellaceae. The coding region runs from base 207 to 623 and encodes 138 amino acids. The transcript has 2 exons. The record is from RefSeq and is a predicted model, not a curated record.
GUGCCUUAUCUAUAUAUAAUAUCGCUGACGUACCUGGUCUCGAUUUGUUAUUCUCUCGUCCCAUCUUGCAAAGUUGCUCAAAUAAAGUUGCGCACCCACUUUGUUUUCCCCCGAAAGGCAUUCCCACUGAACUCAUCCUACAACGAACUCACUCACCAUAGCUCACGAACCACACGCCCUACAUCCAUACCCGGAACUCGAACACGAUGACUGCCGAAGUAUCUCACGGAAGAGGUGGCGCCGGAAACAUGGCCGUUGACGACACCCAGUACGUCGACGGCGAGGUCGUGAGAACAGGCCCCGAGGGGUCUCAGGGAACUGGCGCAUUCAGCGCAGGUCGUGGAGGUGCCGGUAACAUUGGCGACGCCAAGAAGGAGCCCGCUCUGCGCUCCGACAAGGACCUCGUCCCCGAGGAGGCCUACCGUCCCUCCAUGGAAGGCCAGGACUACCACGUCGGCCGGGGCGGCGCGGGCAACGCCGUCGAGACGGAGAAGUCGGCCGCUCACAAGGAGAUUGAUCAUGAGAAGAAGGCCGCUGCGCAGGCUCGUGCCGACGGCCACUCGGGCGUCAGCGUCGCCGACAAGCUCAAGGCCAAGAUCCUCGCCCCCUUCCACAAGAAGUAAAAAGGAAAAGACUGGUCUGUUGGAAAAGGACAAGGAUGGUAAUUAUGGGUGUUGAUGUGUUGCGACGGAUGCUGGUUGGACCUGGGCUGGAAGUUUGUUUUUGGCAUACCCUUCACGAUAUCCCCCAUUUCGUAAGAUCUAUUUCGUGUCGAGACUUGGUCUCGACUUUUUGAAUGAUAUCCUGCCACUGGCAUUAUGAUUUUCCCUGGCAAAAACUUGCUGGAAUGGUUCUCAUCGUGUUGUUCCAUCUCAUGCAUCUCAAUGUAGGCAUCGAGCAAGUUUUUGGUGGGCACGGGUUCCGCGCGGAUGCGAGGCGCUGGCGCAACCAACACCUUCCACACAGAAAUUAUGACUCUGAAUGAGGGAAUACGUCUGGGAAAGCCUGAAACAUAAGUCGACACUCAUAAAAAG